ACUCGCAUCGCUCCCACCUGGGAGCCGAGAUCUUAUAUAUACCGGGAGUAAUGUAGACCGCUGCAAGGAGGCCAGUUUAGCCAUUUCGCUUUCAAGAAGAGCUCCAGCCGCGCAAACGAUCGCUGGCUUUCGAAUUUGGCGGGUCGUCUUGCAGCAUAAGAUCGUUUUCUUCGCCCCUAAACCCUAAACUCUAAACCCUUCUCGUCCCUAUCUCCUCCCUCUCCUCUUCUUGAUGCUAAAACCCCAUCGGCAACUCCCUCAGAUCCUCAAGAUGCGAGCUAUUCGCAGUCUCCUCCGCCACAAGAAUCUCCUGAAUCUUCCAACGGCCAAAUCCCUCUCAAAUUCUUGGCUCCUCUUCUCGAAUCCCACGGAGAAGUCGAGUUCUUUUCACCGAACAAUCUAUUCGGUCCAGAGAUGCGUCCACUCUGGAAAUCGAAGCUGGGAGGAAGAAUAUACGGUUUCGUCCAGUUUUGGAGACCCCGGAGAAAGCCCUAAAUCCUGGACGUCAUACGAUCCCUUCACCGACCAGCUUGAAUCCAGGGGAGAUGGAGACAACGAUCAAGAAGAGGAAUCGACAGCAAGAUUUAGGGCAGACAAGUCGGCCAAGAAGACAUUUUCUAGAAAGGAGAGGUAUUCGGAAGGGGGUUCGAAUGAGCGGGAGGAUGGACCCCGGGUUUGGACGUCCUUUGAUCCCCUGGAGGGACAGCUUGUAACAAGGGCGGCGGAAGAGGAUGACCCAGAAGAGAAGAGAUCCAAGACUAAGAAGGCGGUGCAGAAGAGAGUCUUGAAGAAAGAAAAGAAGUCAGAAGAGGAUUCGAGCGAGGGCGAUGAGAGGAAUAGGGUUUCUUUGGUCCCGAGUUCACAGUCCUGGUCAUCCAUUGUGAGGACGAGAACUGGGAAGGUGAAGGCCUCUUGGCUUUGUGGUAACUGUGGAGCUAAAUAUGGGCAGUGGUGGGGGACUUGCCCCUCUUGCCAGACCUUAGGCUCGGUGAAGAAGUUCUUGGAGACCGAACUCAAUAGGUCCAGGGGGGCUGAAGUUUCUGAGGCGGCAGUAGGGUCAUGGCUUAUGCAGCAACCGGACCAGUUGACUCCUAAGAGCUUGGCUGAUGUCAAUGCUGGGACGAACCAGUCAGAGUGGCGAAUCCCCCUAUCUGGACACUUUGGGAUGGAGGUUGCUAGGGUUCUUGGUGGUGGUAUUGUACCAGGUUCCUUGGUUUUAGUUGGAGGGGACCCUGGUGUUGGCAAAAGUACAUUAUUAUUGCAGAUUGCCGCUAUUGUAGCUCAAGGACUCAGUUUUAAGGGGUCUGCUCCAGUUGUAUACGUCUCCGGUGAGGAGAGUAUUGAACAAAUUGGGAACAGGGCUUACCGCAUGGGAAUCACAACAGAAGACCUCUACUUGUACUCAAGUACAGAUAUUGAGGACAUCUUGGAUAAAAUCCAAAAACUCUCUCCUCAAGCCCUUAUUGUGGAUUCUAUUCAAACUGUUUACUUGAGCGGAAUUGCUGGAAGUGCUGGAAAUGUUAUGCAGGUUAAGGAAUGCACAUCAGCCUUGUUGCGAUUUGCUAAGCGGACAAAUAUUCCUGUUCUCUUGAUCGGACAUGUUACAAAAUCUGGAGAUAUCGCUGGACCUCAUUUGGAGCAUAUUGUGGAUGUUGUUUUAUAUAUGGAGGGGGAGAGGUACUCAUCCUAUCGGUUGUUGCGAUCUGUGAAGAACCUUGGUUCAACAGAUGAGCUUGGGGUGUUUGAAAUGUCUGAGUCUGGUCUGCAAGCUGUCUCAAAUCCCAGUGAAAUGUUCUUAAGCGAGCAUAACUCUGAUUCUGAUUCUGAGAUCUUAGCUGGCCUUGCAGUUGCCGUGAUUGUAGAUGGUUCUCGAACUUUUCUUAUUGAAAUUCAGGCAUUAUGUGUAUCUGGCUCAUCAGUUGCAAGGCAUGUUAAUGGGUUACGAGAAAGCAGAGCUGACAUGAUAAUUUCUGUUCUUAUGAAGCAGGCAGGUCUAAAGCUGCAAGAUAAUGCCAUCUUUCUAAAUGUUGUUAGUGGAUUUAAGCUGACAGAGACUGCAGGAGAUCUUGCAAUAGCAGCUGCAAUUUGCAGCAGCUUCCUGGAAUUUCCCAUUCCUCUUGACAUUGCAUUCAUCGGAGAGAUUGGCCUUGGUGGUGAGCUUCGCAUGGUGCCAAGAAUGGAUAAGAGGGUAAUAGCUGUUUCCAAAUUGGGUUACAAGAAGUGCAUCAUACCCAAGGCAGCGGAGAAGUUGCUUUCUGCACUUCAUCUGGACAUCUUAAUCUUAGGUUGCAGGAAUUUGAAAGAGGUAAUCAAUACAGUAUUUCAAGCAAACUGAUAGUCUUAAAUCCUUUGUUCUUCUCACAUCGGUUCAUACAGGAUUAAUAUAGUAAAAUUGAUGGUGACGAAGCCCUUUAUGGUUCAUUUGUAUUAUGAAUUUUCAAUGAAAAUAUGAAGUAAGGAAUGAUGGCAUGACUCUCUAAAAUACUUAACAUUACAGACUCCGCAGCAUUCCAUCACAUUUAAUGAAAUUUUAGCUAUUGCAUUUUUAUGAGCAA
Molecule: messenger RNA, 2555 nt
Organism: Phoenix dactylifera (date palm)
Lineage: Eukaryota; Viridiplantae; Streptophyta; Magnoliopsida; Arecales; Arecaceae
Source: RefSeq, a predicted model, not a curated record